AGACUGCAACAAGAGACUGAAAAAUGUACUAAUCACAAUCUAUUGGCUGGGCCGGGCAGCCAAUAGCAGUGCUACAUAUAACGGGCCCACUCUGGAUCUACGUGAGUUUGAGGGCCUCCUCUCACAGAUGCGAAAGGAGGUAGAGGACUGGGACAGCCCAAAGCGCAGCAUUAGAGAUAGCGGUUACAUCGACUGCUGGGAGUCGGAGCGCAGUGAUUCUUUGUCGCCGCCGAGGCACGCGCGAGACGACUCUUUCGACAGUCUGGACUCCAUCGGCUCCCGUUCCCGCCACACGCCCUCUCCGGACGGCCUGUAUGCCCGCGGCUCCAGCGAUGGCCGUGGCAGCGACUCAGAGUGUGACAUCCCCUACAGGAAGUUUCCGGAUAUGCGCCGAGACGACAUGCUCGCGCGGCGGACAUCGUGCAGCGAGCCGCGUACCGCAGUGCCAUUUAACCAGUACCUGCCUAAUAGGAGCAACCAGACAUCGUAUAUGCCCAUUCCUCUGCGUAGACAACGAACCGAGCGCGAGGAGAGCUGCAAGAGCUGGAGCAAUGCCACCUCACCUAUAGGAGGAGAGAGAUCUUUUAGAUUUGGCCGCAGCGAUAGUGUAUUUGAUGACGCAGAGAGUAUGAGUAUGAUUGAUGUGAGGACUGAGGAUGAUGGCCUGCUGCCGCCUCACAGUCACGUCCGACACGAGCUGAUGCACAGUCAGUAUAGCAGGAUGAAGGAGGAGGACAGCCAGUGGCAGGAUGACCUGGCACGGUGGAAGAAUCGCAGGAGAAGUGUGUCUCAAGACCUGAUCAAAAAAGAGGAAGAGAGGAAGAAGAUGGAAAGGCUGUUAAGCCUGGACGAAGGCUCGCAGAGGCGGAAGAGUUUCAAGACUUACAGGGAGAUAGUCGAAGACAAGGAACGACGUGAGCGGGAACUCCAUGAAGCUUACCUGAGAGCCCGAACUCCAGAGGAGGCAGCUGCUAUUCUACAGCGCUACGCCUUGCGUUUUACUAUAAGUGAAGCUAUACUGGAACGCCUCAAACUACCCCGUGUUCUCGAGCGCAGUAUCUCUGCUGACCCCACGCGUUACACAUCUAACUCCAGCGACUCUGUUUUCUUUACUUCCCCCUCCUCUCCCUCCAAUCCACUGCAGUAUCUGCGUCAACAAUCUCUCCCUGCGCAAAAGUUCACCACCACAGUGGAGGCCCGGGUGACGGGAUACGGGGCAGAGCACGUUGCUGUAGGGAAUGCAGGAGGAGAUUCAGGGGCAUCUUUUUCAAACAGGAGCAUCCCAUUACUUAGUGCCAAACCCUACAGCAAUGACAAAGCUGCCCAGCGACACAGAAUGGAGCGUGUUAAUGGGGAAACAGACAGGGACCACAAUGCCCGAGACAAGCAAGAAUGGGGAACUGAAAGAGAAAGAGAAGGAGAUUCAUCUGCUUUGCUGUUUUAUCCAUCUCCUUCAAAGAACGGAGACUCAGACAGUACAGAAAUAGAGGCGCCAGACUCUCUGUCCUCAGACAAACAAGCAACCUCACACACUCUGGAGUUAGACACAGCAGACUUCCAGUCAGUAGACCAGCAUAGCAUGGUGCCAGGACCUGAGACACAAGAGGAAGAGGACACACAGAAAGAAGAAGAGCUUAAUCAACCCACCGCCAUACCUACGCAGUCACAGUCUGAAGAAGAGGCAGAUCCACAGAUUGGGAGCAUAUCUCCUACUCAAAAACAAAAGGAGUACCAAUCAGAAGAGAAUAAGCAGUGUACUGAAGAGCAUCCAGUGGAGAGUACCGACUCUGCAACAGUCAGUCAGACCGAUCAAGACACACAAGCAUCAUCGUACAUCAACACAUCUGAUAGCCAGGUCAGUAAACCAGUCCAGGAAUCAUCAGAGAGAACCGCAAACCCACCAGCGCAAUCCGUUUUAGAUCAUCCUACACCCAAAUGUGUUUCCGGACUCCCCUUAAAAGAACCUGUUGAGAAACAACAAGGAAAUGUGGCUCCUGCUGUUUUGAGUCUGGUGAAGCGGGGUGAGCACUUUUCAUGGGAUCCUGAGGAAGAGCGCAAACGGCAAGAAAAGUGGCAGCAAGAGCAAGAACGCAUGCUUCAGGAGAAGUACCAGCGUGAGCAGGAGAGACUAAAACAGGAAUGGGAGAGAGCCCAGAGGGAAGUGGAGGAGGAAGAGAGAAGAUACCAUGAGGAGGAGCGCAAGAUUCUCGAGGAAACAGUGGCUCCUUUGACACCCAACUCACCCCUGCCAUCUUCUCCCUGCUAUAAGGAAUCUGCUCACACACAGAACAGCAUUGUUCCUGACUGGGAACACAAGCAAGUGCAGUUGGAGAAACAGAUGAUGGGAGCUUUGGAGAAUGAGAGGCGAACGGAAAAUGGGAGGAAUGAACCAACAAGGACAAAGAAAGAGAACUCUCAGACAUUGGAACAUCCUCAAAAGCCAAGAUGUGACCAGUUACUGGGCCAGCCUAAUGGACAGGGGGGAAGACUAGAAGGAGGGGGGCAGAACAUGAUCCCUGACCACCUGCAUACCAGGCAGGAUGCCUCAUGGAACAGUAAACAGCAGCCGCAGCAGCAGACAUCAUCAGAGCCCUGGCAAAAGACUGCUUCACAGGGCAGUAACAGAAAUAUCCAGCCAGCACCUUCUAGUCGUAGAAGGUAUGACUCCAUAGAAAGUGCUGUUGCAAAGUCUUCACAGUCCAUCUCACACACAGACACACAACAGCCUCCAUCACCAAACAGAUCUGUGAGUGGGAAGAAGCUUUGCUCAAGUUGUGGUAAUCCACUUGGUAAAGGAGCAGCCAUGAUUAUCGAGACUCUCAGCCUUUACUUCCACAUCCAAUGCUUUAAGUGUGGGAUCUGUAAGGGACAGCUAGGUGACACCUCGACAGGAACAGACGUAAGGAUCAGGAACGGUCUGCUAAAUUGUCAUCAGUGCUACAUCCGCUCUCGUUCUGCUGGUCAGCCCACCAACUUGUGAGCAGCCAUUCUGAUUUGGGAACGCCUGAGAAAACCAUCACAGCUUGGACUGGUCGCAUCUCCACCCUUACUGAGACCAGUGCAAUAUAUCCAAGUCUAAGCUCAUUUACUAUUUUCUAUAUCUCCUAAUAAGUGUGUCAAAAGCCUGGUGCUUUUUUUCCAAGGUUGAAAUCAUCAAUGUUUACCCAGCUAAUCAAUAAAGUUUUGCAAAUGGCAGACCUUUUAGAACCAGAUGGGUUUUAAGCCAAUUCAGACGAUUCCGCUUAAGUCACUCUAGAAUGAGCACAAUACAGAGAAAACCAUUCUACUGGUGGAACCAUGAGAUUCCUUUAGCCAUUUUUGUAUGUUAAAAAUAAAUCCAAAUGCCCUUGAAUCUUUUACCAAUCACUAUGUGAAAAUACGGUGUGUACAAUUAAAAUCUCUGAGGUUGCAUUGUUUAUCUUGAUUAUGCAGGAUUUAUUUAAUGCAGUGGUUCCUUCUAAUGACUUACGAUCAUCCAAUCUGUAUUAAUUGGGUGCCUAUUUCCAGGCAAUACAGAAUCUAGAAAAUGUAGGCAAACUGUUAAAAAUACACAAAAGAACACCAACAUUAGUGCAUUUUUUUUCUUUUUUUUAUCCACUGUGUCUGUAAAAAUAAGAAUUUACAGCUGGUUUAUCUAAUCUGAAUCGCACUCCAUCUCUGCUGCUGCUCCUCCUUCAUCUUCUAUCAUACUCUCCGUAAUGGCGGGAAGCUGGCCAUAAUCACGGCUGGGAAGCAGACUGUAAUCGUGCUUGCACCUGAUCGAUAGACAUCCAUUUCCCCUUACGCAUUUCCUUAGUGGAAGGAGGGAAAAUGUCCUCAUAUACCAAGUUAAGGUUUCUUAGUUUGGACUUAUUAAGUAAAACUCAUGUAUAUCGGCUGCUUUUGUGAUGACAAAAGCAAUUCCAUUUACCUUAGUCAUUUUUAAGAUGGUUUUGGGUUAUUAGUGGAGGGAUUGUUAAUGCAAUUAAUGCAAAAAUGUUGAAAACAAUGUGCCUUAGAAUGAAUGCACAAAAAAGCAACCUGAAAUAUCGAAUCCAAAGACUUUUGUCUUUCGUAAGGACAAAACAAUGUUUCUUUUUGGCUGCAGAGAAGGAAUGGGGAAAUCUCUUCUUGUGAUCUCUGCCUCCUCCAAACUAUAUUUUUAAUUUAAACACACAAAAACCCAGUUUUUUGAAAGUAAAGGCACUAAGCUGUAGUUUUCCUUGUCUCUGAGGUAGAACCAUCAAGAGCAGAGCUUUUGUACAUUUAACCCUGGAGCAUGAAUGUAGUAUAUCUAAUAUAAAUAAAAAUAAAUAAAUAAAUUAUAUAUAUAUAUAUAUAUAUAUAUAUAUAUAUAUAUAUAUAUAUAUAUAUAUAUAUAUAUAUAUAUAUAUAUAUAUAGGGAACAUAAUUUGACUACACACCUUUCCAGGGAAAAAAAUAUAUCCUAAAUGUACAAAAGAGGUUCAAGGAAAAGUACAUUUUGGUAAUUUAUUUCUAAAGGUAUACUUUAGACAUUUGUUUUCUUAAAUCUUGCUUUGGGUGAUCCAUAUACGAGUUAAUGGGGGGAAAACGCCAGAGGUUUUCAUGUUUUUGCACACAAACAGCAAUACCAGUGCUUAUGUUUAUUUUAGAAAUGGUUUAUAAUCUGCCUAGAAACCACUGUAAUAGCCUUGCUUAACACAGUCUAACCAAUUGCAUUUUCCACACUAUGUACCUGAACAUAAGAGUGGGAAACUCAAAGGCUUUAAUUGCCAUUUACCUUUCAAAAUCAUUGAUGACUCGAUAUUUAAAUAUGCUCUCAUAAUUUCUCAUAUAGUCAGUGUUCUCGCUAUGGGUCUGGUUGCUUAGCUAUUAGUGAUAAAAGACAGAUAUACUACAUACAGAGCGGGUGCAGUUUGAUAUGGUCUAAGAUGAAUGGCCUACCUUGGAAACAAUAUCAAAUCUAAGGUAUAUUUAUUGUGAUCUUCAAAUAAACUAUCCGAAUAUAGAUGACUUUGUUGUUCCAAUGCAAUGGCUUUACAGUAUACUCUAUGUUUAUAAAUAAAACUCCUGCAAAAGAU
Molecule: messenger RNA, 5042 nt
Organism: Silurus meridionalis
Lineage: Eukaryota; Metazoa; Chordata; Actinopteri; Siluriformes; Siluridae
Gene: limch1b
Product: LIM and calponin homology domains 1b
Exons: 23
Coding region: 128-2980 (950 amino acids)
Biological process (GO): positive regulation of stress fiber assembly; regulation of focal adhesion assembly
Cellular component (GO): stress fiber
Molecular function (GO): myosin II head/neck binding
Source: RefSeq, a predicted model, not a curated record